Messenger RNA from Tetrahymena thermophila SB210, 705 nucleotides. RefSeq lists its product as hypothetical. Lineage: Eukaryota; Ciliophora; Oligohymenophorea; Hymenostomatida; Tetrahymenidae. The record is from RefSeq and is a predicted model, not a curated record. The transcript has 2 exons.
AUGGAUACAGAAGUUAUAGCGAUAAAAGGCUAACAUGCUGAGCAAAGUAUUUUUAUUCAAAAUUUCUUUUCAAGCAAUGGAGAUAAAAUAAGAAAUAUGAAUUAGCUUAAUGAGAGUUCGUUUUGGAGCGAAACUUAAAGUGCAUAAAUGAAUUAAAAUAGGAAGGAUGCUAUCAAUAAUUUAAAUUGCGAAAAAUGCGACAUUAUGAAUACUAACGAGCAAAUGCAUAAUGAAAAAAGCAAUACAUUUACUAUCAGUUCUUACUAAAAGAGUUGCGAAGACUUUUAGUAUUAAAAAUCAGAUAAAAAAAAGUUUAAUAUGAAUUCAUUAUAGGUUUAAAAUAUUUUACAAACUAAUAACUUCCUUCAAGAUUUAAAAUGUAGAAAUAGCUAGGUAUUUUAAAACGAUUAAGAAAGUAAAAUUGAAAAUUUAGAUAAACCAUCUGCUUCAUAGAGUUUAAAGUUUUAUUAAUUAUUUGGGUUCGAAAACAAUACAUAUGUUGGGACUACAACCAACAAUAAAAAUUAAAAUUCGACCAUCAUAUAAAACAAAAGAGACAUAUUUUUAAAAAAUCUUGCAUUAUUAGCAAAGAUCAAAAUCUAAACAACUCACUAUUACAAAAAAUUCACCAACAUAUAUCGAACAAGGCUACUGAAUACUUAAACAAGGAAUCCUAGAAAAAUCACUAUGUUUGACUUUGUUUGA